Lontra canadensis (Northern American river otter) is the source of this 309-nucleotide messenger RNA. It is a transcript of the gene SPINK7, whose product is annotated as serine peptidase inhibitor Kazal type 7. The transcript is spliced from 4 exons. NCBI's taxonomy places the organism in Eukaryota, Metazoa, Chordata, Mammalia, Carnivora, Mustelidae. The record is from RefSeq and is a predicted model, not a curated record. Gene Ontology annotation, molecular function: protein binding. Bases 1 to 261 code for a protein of 86 amino acids.
AUGAAGACCAUCGGGGGGCUCUUUCUGCUCUGCACAAUGACUCAGUUCUUCAGUAACCCAGAAGCGGCUAGUCUGCCUUUAACAACACAGGUGGACUGCAGCAUUUACAAGAAGUACCCAGUGGUGGCCAUCCCCUGCCCCAUCACAUACCUGCCUGUUUGUGGUUCUGACUAUAUCACCUAUGGGAAUGAAUGCCACCUAUGCAUUGAGAACUUGAAAAGUAAUGGAAAAGUUCAGUUUCUUCAUGAAGGAAGUUGUUAACUUCUCCACAGACAUGGGUACAGAGCGGUAAUAUCUUCACCGUCAUCA